ACAGCGCAUUCAUUCAUUACGUCAUAGCAAAACAUGAAUCACAUUUAAAAAUCAUAACAAAUAAAAUCUUAUGGAACGCAGUCAGCUGAUAACAGAUAAUUCGGUGUUGACUAAUUUUCCAUACAAUUAUUUAUUACUUAUCGCUUAUUACGUACUAAAAUUACACCCCUUUAAAACGUUUUUAUAACCUCAAUUACAUUCUAGCUUUCACUUCGUGCACAAAAGAAUUUUAUUCGUUUCCAUUGAUCUUUUCAGUUAUGAUUCACAGCUGAACAGUUCAUAAGUAUUUAAUCAAAAAUGGUUUUACCGCACGAACCCUCCAUCAACGUCUUGGAAAGUGACAGUGAGAGUGAAGAGGAUAGUGUCGUGGAAGAGGACGAAGAUGACCUCACCAAAAUCAUACCGCCGCAAAUCGAGGACACCAAACGAAUCUUAAAGGCCAGACACGUCCUCGGCAUUCUCGGCUUUUUAGGUUUCGCGAACGUCUACGCGAUGCGGGUGAACUUAUCCGUGGCUAUUGUGGCGAUGGUAAAUCACACGGCGAUGGUUACCAACGUUACCAACAACACUUUCGAUAACUGUCCCAUUCCAGCCAGUACGAACACGACUAUAAAACCUCAGGUGAGACAAGAUUGCGGUGUAUGGGGCCUGGUAUAGGCAAAAGUCUCUCGAGCAGAUUGGGCUGUCCUCCUGAGCUUUCUUGCUCCAGUCCAGGGUUCUAGAAGGCAGAGAAAAGUGCUAGACAGCUUUUUAGGCUGCUCUGGGUGAUUUUCAGAGCAACCUUCAUAUUUGUAACAGAAGAAUCCGAUCGUAUACCAUAUUUUGAAAUCUUUCGGGAAGAGUGCUAUGGGCCUUUUCGUUCAAAAGGGCCUGUUGUAUACAGGGUGUCCAAUGUAGACUGUUAAGGGAAAACCAAUGCGAAUAAUUGUACAUAGAUGUAGAUUACUCAUGAAAUUUCCUGCUGUUUAUUGAUCCUCCUAAAUGUGAUUAUUUUAUAAAGUAGUUUUAGAAAUUAAAUAUACAGGGUGUACAUUCCAUACAUGCACUGUAUAUGAUAACAUUGAAAUCCUUUGAUCUGUCCCUGUUCCAAAACAUAAAAUUGAGAUGAAUAGUUCAAGGUUGUGGCAAGUUAUGCCUUUUGGGUUGCCUAUACGUAUGUGGUAUGUAGAAGAAAUUAAGAUCAGUAGCGGGCGAAAACACACAUUUAUCUGGCCAUUUUAAACGUUUUGCAGCUUAACAAUAUAUUCUGUGAUUCCGAACAUAAAAUGCAGAAUCAGUAACGUGUGUCCAUUUGAAACUUUUUGCAGCAAAAUAACAGAAAUAAGUAUAUGAUCGUACGAUUCUGUCGUGCUCCGCAGAUGUUCUGUUUCGGUCAGUUGUUUUGUGCACCGUGACUCCCUCAGCAACGCGCAAGCGCUUUAAUGUCAAUUUUGCCCGUUUCCUGUUCACUCCAUGUGUUCACUAAAGUUUACUCAUGUGGUAGUUGGUAGUCAGGUAUCAGUUUCAGUUAAAUUGGUAAAAAUUUUGUUACUUUGCCUUUGUGUUUUGUUUUUGCGGCUGAGGAGCUAUAACCUAUAACAAUUAACAAAGACUUGUAACUCGAGGAGAACAGAAAACGAGACUCAGGAAAAUGGCUGAGUCAACAGCCAUCCCCAUGACAACAAAUGAGGAGAUUGACGCAGUAGAUGUGGGUGAUAAUACAAUGGAAAUAAUAGCCUAUGUGGAUUCCAUUGAGGGAAUAAAAUAUGUGAGCAAAAAUAAAGCUCUUUUGAAGUUUAUUAUAAACAAUGGCACUGGCAGAAGAAUAAGAGUCUUAGCGUGGGAAGAGAAUGCGAAAAGUUAUGAAAAUAAACUUUCGAUCCACCAGAUUAUACACAUCCAACGUGGACUCUUUCUUCGGGUCAAUCCAAACUACUUCCGUAAAGAGGAAAACUUGAUUCCGUUUGAGAUUUCAUUGACUAAGAAUUCAAAAGUUGACUUCUUAGGAAAAUAUGCAACAGAAGCACGUGAAAUGUGUAAAGUUGUCUCAACCACAAUCAAAGAUUGUGCUUCUAUUGAAGGGAAAUUGAGUCUAGAUGCGUAUAUUAAAGUGACUUUUGAACCAGAAACCACAAGCCACAGCUCAUAUGGCAGUGGUGCCAUCAUGGAAGGCAUAUACAAACUAAGGGUCCGCAUAAGUCACUUCCAUCAAAAUCCGGCCUUAGUUGAAGGGGCCCAUAUAAGAUUGAUUGGGGAAAUAAAAAAAGAUAGAUAUGAUUCGAUAUAUCUACAAGUUGCGGAUAAUAAUGACAUUACGGUUAUUGACGACAAAGUUCUCUCCAAAGAAACAUUGCGUGGUGGAAUCCACACACCGCGAAAAAGGCCACUGCAAGAUGCUAACGACAACGGUGAAGAAAUAGUAGAAAAAUCACCUCGAAUGAAUUUGAAUGAUGGUGCCUUUAAUACAAGUCUUUCACAGGGAUCUUUUGACUUUGAAAACGAAUUCCAAAAUUAAGUCAGAUUGCGAUCUUGAAGAAUUUGAAGAUGAAUAUGCACAGUCAGUUUUCUUAUUGUUUCAGAAUAUAUUUUUAUUUUUCAACCUAAAUUUGAAUGUUAUCUAUUUCAUUUUUGCUAAUAAAUUUUGACAAAUGUUUUAAAU
Molecule: messenger RNA, 2638 nt
Organism: Photinus pyralis (common eastern firefly)
Lineage: Eukaryota; Metazoa; Arthropoda; Insecta; Coleoptera; Lampyridae
Exons: 10
Coding region: 1631-2494 (287 amino acids)
Source: RefSeq, a predicted model, not a curated record